UUUAUGCCAAUGAAAGUUUAAAGGUCAUAAUAAUUAUAAACAUUAAUUUUUGGCAAGUUGGUGCUUGCGCUUGUCCUGGCAGUGGACCGCGCUGGUUGGAGUACACAAGCCAAGUAGCUCUGUGUCUGUGUUAUAGUCGGCCGUACAGAUCAUGUUGACAAUAAGGAAGAAGUUGGCAGAGCAGGCAUCCAAUGGAGAACAGUCUCAAGCAGGGGUCAGAGUUCAACGGAGGGUGUCGUUCAGAUCACAGCUACUUAUCGCUGAGGCGGGCGAGCUGGGAGAGGUGACUCCUAAUACAUGUGCUGUCACCUUUGACAACCCAGAUGACCUGAGGGAGUUCACAGUGACAGUGAUACCUGAUGAGGGAUAUUGGGAAAAAGGGAAAUUCACAUUCCACGUAUCCAUACCACCAGAAUAUAACAUUAAGCCCCCCUGUGUGAGAUGUGAGACCAGGCUCUGGCAUCCUAACAUCACGGAGACAGGGGAAGUAUGCUUGAGUAUACUGAGAGAGACCUCAAUAGAUGGCUCAGGAUGGUCACCUGCUAGGAGACUCAAGGACGUGGUUUUAGGAAUAAAUUCUUUAUUUACAGACCUCCUCAACUUUGAUGACCCCCUGAACCUUGAUGCUGCCCAGCACUACGAGGGAGACAAGGUAGCGUUUGCUCGGAAGGUGCAGCAGUUUAUACGACUUUACGCUAGCUAGCUAUCUCUCCAACAUGCACAAUCAUUCCCUCGUUGCUUCAUCAUGUAUAAAACAUUAUCAAAACCAACAGUGA
Messenger RNA from Halichondria panicea, 776 nucleotides. Its product is annotated as NEDD8-conjugating enzyme UBE2F-like. The transcript is spliced from 7 exons. Lineage: Eukaryota; Metazoa; Porifera; Demospongiae; Suberitida; Halichondriidae. The coding region runs from base 152 to 703 and encodes 183 amino acids. The record is from RefSeq and is a predicted model, not a curated record.